Molecule: messenger RNA, 1029 nt
Organism: Podarcis muralis (Common wall lizard)
Lineage: Eukaryota; Metazoa; Chordata; Lepidosauria; Squamata; Lacertidae
Gene: TMEM40
Product: transmembrane protein 40
Source: RefSeq, a predicted model, not a curated record
UAUUUUUGCCUUACCAGUCUCUGUUCUUCUUUUUAGCUAGUCUCCUUUUCCUGUUUGGGUUCUUUCCUGCCAUCUGUCUUCGCUUUAGCAGUCUUGGUGUGUAUCUAUGCUGUCUUCAAGCCCACCCCAUGUAUUUUCAAGGCACUGAGUGUUUACCCAUGGUAUGUCAGCCGUAUAUGGGCAGCAGCAGAAGGGAGGUAAGAGUGAGAGAGGAAGCUGGCAGGAAGAGGAAGAGCAGAGAGAGCUACUGACUAACAUCAGGCCUCUGGUAGAAGCAGCUGAGUCUAAGAGGCUGAGGUGUGUGUAGGUUUUUCAGUUUUACAAGCAAAGGAUCAAAAGAAAAGCAGAAUGCAAAGUGUUAAUUUUGCUGUGGUUAGCUGAGAACACACGGCUUGAAACCAAGAAUAUUUUGCUGGAAGUUCAUCUCUGAAAUAGCAAGACCAACCGAAUAGCACUUACUUAGAGUUACCAAAGAGACAAUUAUACAUAGUAACAUCACAGACACAACAAUGAGUAACUCAAAUUCUGCUGAUUUAGUUCAUACAGGAGGAAAACAAGGUGGGAAACCAAAACGAGGCAAGAAAUUAAAACCACAAGAAGAAAGUGAGGGUGAAAGUUCUUCUGGGGAGCUUAGAACAGAGAGUCCGUCACAAGAUUCACCGAGAGACGUCGUUCCAUAUGGUGAAUCAGAAGUUGUGUGCAGAGAGGGGGAACCUGGAACUGCUUAUGAAAAUGUUCCCUGCCACCCACCUCACCACCCAAGAUGGUGGCUACCAGGCAUACGAAAAGAUGAUGAAUUCUUCCAUUUUGUCAUUCUUUGUUUUGCCAUUGGAACCUUGUUGGUUUGCUAUUACAGAUAUAAAGACUGGACAGUUUCCCUUGGUAUUGGUUUGAUGACCUUCGCAGGCUUAGAAACAACUGGAAUAUAUUUUGGUCUGGUGCACCGCAUUAGAAGUAUCCUGGAAAGUUUCAUCCCCCUGCUUCAGAGCGUCAGAGCGCCUGGUUUGAAAAAGAUUAACUAAAUCGGAG